GAAACGAAACGAAACCCCCGCUUCUCCUGAAACUUUAUCCUCCCGCAGGCCCACAUCUUUCCCCUUAAUGGCGUCCACGUCCCUUCCUCUCCUCUUCCUCUCUCUUGUGGCCUUCCUCUGCAAGUUAAACUCUACUAUUCGGCAGUCAACUAUCUUGUCUAACUUGCACGGAACCGACCUUCAUUCCUCUCCUCCUCCUGGCUCCCCGACUUGCUCAGUGUGGAGGGGCAGAACUGUCAUUUCAAAGCGAAACAGCUUCCUCCCCUGCCCGGCGGUGAGCUUUUCCUCCGCCGGCUGCGGCCGCUGAGCUUCGUCCUCCUCCCUCUCAGCAGAGGACGCAUUGGUGGCACGUAAGUCAAGGAGUCCGAAAGGUGGUUUCGUCAUGGCCUAGGUGACGACUGAUGGUUUUCGAAAGAUGGUACUUGGCGGAGGCUUGGAACCGGAAUCGGUGGUUUUCCGGCGGCAUUAAUUAAUCGUACAAUCAAGUGCUGAUCAGGGGCAACGAUUUGGGAAUUAGAAUAAUUAAUGCUUACUUUUUGUGAUGUGGAGAUUGAUCUGAGCCUUCCCCGUCUUUUCAGAAAAUGGUCCAGUUCGUCCCGGAGACGUUCUAGGCUCGAGACUGAUCAGUCCUGCAUCUGUCGUUCGUUGUUGGGGAAUCUGAGCGGAGAAUUGGUGGAAUCGAUGCCUGGGGAAACGCCACCAUAGUAUUUAAAAUCAUGCGUGUUUUAUGAGUGAAAAUAUAUCGUGAAAAUAUCGUCACAUCCAAGCAACUACACGCACUAUAACCUACAUGGAAAAAUUUGUUCUUCUCUUCUGCGUGAAUUUCUCUGCACAACUUUUGCUGCUUUUCUUUUUUGCCUUUUCUUCUCGGAAAGUAUGUUCCUCCGUUAUGUUAAAUUUAUAUCCGCUUUUGAAAGUAUCGCUAAAAGGGGUGCUGCUUUGGGCGGUGGUUCCUGGUCGUCUGGACGCGUGGAGAAGAAGGCGUCCGAAAUUUUUUUCCCCAGUAACGAAAUUGACUCUGUUUUUCUUUGAACUCGAUGGUCGAGUCGGAGACUCGGGGAAUGCCUACCCGUGGAAAUUUUCCAACUGUUCUUGCCCUUUCGGGGAAAGUUCCUCUGGUUUCUCCUCGUUAGUUCGUUACCGCUCAGCGGGCCACGUUGGUCUUCUUCGGUCAAAGAAAGGACGCUCGAGGAAGGGGACCAAAAUGCCCCUGCACCCUGCAUAGUGUGGCGCUGGACCAUGUUCCAGCAGCUUAAGGUGGUGGAGAGCAAAGUGCUGGAGCAUUGAUCCAUGGGUUUCGUGCUUCACGUGGUGUUCCUAAGCAAUUUUGGCGAUGGCCGGACAAAAGUCAGGUUGCAGCUUCUAUGCACAAGGGCAGCGAGACUCAAGUACCAAAUUACCCAAACCUACCAUCAAAGUUGAUUUGCUUGCUUCAUAAUGUAACAUUACAUGCUGACGCAGAGACGGAUGAAGUGUACGCGCAGAUGACACUGCAGCCUGUUAGCACAUAUGACCGCGAAGCACUGUUGGCAUCCGAUCUAGCACUGAGGACGAACAGACCACAGCCUGAGUUUUUCUGCAAGACCUUGACGGCAAGUGACACCAGCACUCAUGGUGGGUUCUCUGUUCCACGUCGCGCAGCAGAGAAGAUCUUUCCUCCUCUUGAUUACACGAUGCAACCACCUGCUCAAGAGCUGGUAGCCAAAGAUCUACAUGGGAACUCAUGGACAUUUCGCCACAUUUAUAGAGGUCAACCAAAGCGGCAUCUUUUAACAACGGGUUGGAGUUUGUUUGUGAGCGGAAAGAGGCUUUUUGCUGGUGACUCUGUUCUGUUCUUGCGCAAUGAGAAGUCACAGCUUCUCUUGGGGAUAAGGAGGGCCAACAGGCAAGCUUCCAAUAUUUCGUCGUCAGUUCUGUCAAGUGACUGCAUGCACAUUGGCGUUCUUGCUGCAGCCGCCCAUGCUGCUGCAAAUAACAGUCCGUUCACUGUUUUCUACAAUCCAAGGGCAAGCCCUUCAGAAUUUGUUAUUCCAUUGGCCAAGUAUAACAAGGCAGUUUAUAGCAACCAAAUAUCUCUUGGAAUGCGCUUCCGGAUGAUGUUUGAAACCGAGGAAUCCGAGACUCGAAGGUAUAUGGGUACCAUUACAGGCAUCAGCGAUAUAGACCCUGUUAGGUGGAAAAACUCUCAGUGGAGAAACUUGCAGGUUGGUUGGGAUGAAUCUGCUGCUGGAGAAAGGCGCAACCGUGUUUCAAUUUGGGAGAUUGAACCUGUGGCUGCUCCUUUCUUCAUCUGCCCUCCUCCAUUCUUUGGAUCAAAGCGACCUAGGCAGCCAGGGAUGCCAGAUGAUGAGUCAGAUAUGGAGAGCAUUAUCAAGAGGACUAUGCCAUGGCUGGGUGAUGAAAUUUGCAUCAAGGAUUCUCAAACACAGAGCUCUACAGUGCCUGGCCUAAGCCUAGUUCAAUGGAUGAGCAUGCAACAAAACCCCCAGCUAGCAAGUAUGGCAAUUCAGCAGGACUACCUAAGGCCGUUGCCAUCAACAGUAUCGCCUGUACUACAAGGCUAUGGUAACACUACGGACUUGUCAAAACAAAUGGGCUUGCAAUCUCAGAUAUUGCAACAGAACGGACUGCCAUUCAACCCUUCAAAAAUUCAGCAGCCACAACAGAUUGAUCAAUUGCAGAAGCUGCCACCGACAAUGGCACAGAUUGGAUCAUUAAAUCGCCCUCAACAGCAACAGCAAAUCGAUGAUGUUAAACAGCUGCAGCAGCAGAAGCAGCAGCAAUGCAUACCCAACCAAACUCUCUUGCAAAAUUCAAUCCAAGCACAAGUUUUACAGCCUCUACUCUCUGGUGCUAAUCACUCACAAAAGCAGCAGCAAUUGCUUCCUCAGAGCCAACAGGGCGUACCCAGUCUCAUCCAAAACCAACAACAACAGCAUCAAGGUCAACAACAAAUGGUUGUGCAGAACCAACAACAAAAUGCAAUCCCACAUCAGAACAGCCUUUUCCAGCAGCAGGCACUAACUCAAACAUCACAACAGCUGCAGCAGUCUGAACAACAGAUCCAGUUGCAGGUAUUGCAGAAAAUUCAACAUCAACAACAACAAUCCCUCCUGUCACAAACUACCAUAACGCAGUCUCAGUCUACCCAGUUACAUGAUCAGCAUAGACAGCUUCUGUCUGAAACACCACAACAGCUUACUCAACCACAAAUAAUUCCUCAACAGCAAAUACAUGUAAUGCAUGUGCAACAGCAGCAAGAUUCAGGAAAGAAUUUACAGGCUGGGGUCAAAUUUACACAGACACAGCAUUAUCAGCUGCCGCAUAAGCUUCAACAGCAACAAAGCUUGCCACCAAUGGACAUGCCUGGACUGGCUUUACCACCAGCCUCUAAUUUCAUGUCAGUGUCUGCAAACAGUUUUAUGGCAAAUGGAACACCAUCUGUGAUUACAGAUGAUGUGCCAUCUUGCUCUACAUCACCUUCCACGAACAAUGGUCCUUUAGUUAAUCAGCCAGCCGUCACCAAGAACAAUCGGAGCAGUGGUUUGAUGGAGGAGAUGGGACAGUCUGUUGCUACUGUUCUGAAUCCUGGUGUUUUGGAUUCUAUGGCAAAUGGAAACAACUUGGCUAAGAUACUUCCAAGACCUGAAGUUAAGCCAUCAGUUCCUGUCACCAAGCCCCAAAAUCAGGUUCCUCAGACAUAUCUAGGUCCCACACAGAUAGAUUACGUGGAUACAUCAUCAUCUGGAACUUCUGCCUGCAUUUCCCAGACAGAUGUUGCACUUCAGCAAAAUUUUGCUCCAUCUCCCUACAAUACAUCAUCGUUGAUGUUUAGAGACACUUCACAAGAUGGAGGAGAAGUGCAGACUGAUCCACAAAACAACAUCCUGUUUGGUGUCAACAUUGAUAGUCAAUUGGGCAUUCCACUGACACCUGACCCAUUGCUUACGAGAAGCCUGGAUUCUGGAAAGGACUUCCAAAACCAGGUUUCAGCAGCACCUAUCCUUAACAACUACAGUAAUCCAAAGGAAAUUCAAGCUGAAUUAUCCUCUUCCAUGGUUUCCCAGUCAUAUGGGGUUCCCUCAGUUGCUUUCAAUUCUGCAGUUUCUGUGGAUUCAGGAAUGAAUGAUGGCAGCUUCUUGAACAGAGGUUCAUGGAUGCAACCACAAUAUCAAAGAAUGAGAACAUUCACGAAGGUAUACAAGCGGGGAGCCGUAGGCAGAUCCAUAGAUGUUACACGCUACAAAGGAUAUGAAGAGCUACAGCGUGAUCUUGCCCGCAUGUUCGGAAUAGAGGGCCAGCUUGAAGAUCCUCAAAGGAUUGGAUGGAAACUGGUCUAUGUAGAUCACGAAAAUGAUGUUCUACUCGUUGGUGAUGAUCCUUGGGAGGAGUUUGUGAACUGUGUUCGGUGUAUCAAGAUACUGUCACCUACAGAAGUUCAGCAGAUGAGUCUGGAAGGUGAUAUCACAAAUAACGUCUUGCAGAAUCAGGCAUGUAGCAGUUCAGACGGUGUGCAUGGGUAGAGGAGUCACUCCAGCAAAAACUGGCGCACACCCUCCUUGGAUCAAGUACCACUGAAUGAGCAUUGUGGCCAAAUUAGUAUAGCCACUGAAAUCCGGACGUGGCCAGAGCAUCCACAUGAUAUUGUAGAUUCGCUUACCACUUUUAUAUAUAGGCAGCAGUUUCUCAUUUUCCGGGAGCACCAGCUUCUAGAUGAAUCAUGCCAUGCUGUUGUCUGUAUCUGCAGUGGAAAAUCCUCUCAAGAUUGUCGAAAAUAGUGUUAAACAACUUGCACUUUCUGAUUCAAGUCAGAUUUGUGGGGUUGAACAACUCUAUGUAAUCAGUUAUGAACGUUGUAAGAUUAUCCCCUCGCCUGAAAGUUUUGCCCUUCUAAACAAAGGUCCUUUUCAGAAACUUGUAUUGAAAAGGCCCCAAUUGUAAAAAAGUAAUGUAGAUUAUUUUUUCCAA
Molecule: messenger RNA, 4968 nt
Organism: Nymphaea colorata (pocket water lily)
Lineage: Eukaryota; Viridiplantae; Streptophyta; Magnoliopsida; Nymphaeales; Nymphaeaceae
Product: auxin response factor 19-like
Exons: 13
Coding region: 1365-4523 (1052 amino acids)
Biological process (GO): regulation of DNA-templated transcription; response to hormone
Cellular component (GO): nucleus
Molecular function (GO): protein binding; DNA binding
Source: RefSeq, a predicted model, not a curated record